Messenger RNA from Pan troglodytes (chimpanzee), 3516 nucleotides. It is a transcript of the gene CFAP20DC, whose product is annotated as CFAP20 domain containing. The coding region runs from base 892 to 3072 and encodes 726 amino acids. The transcript has 19 exons. The record is from RefSeq and is a predicted model, not a curated record. Lineage: Eukaryota; Metazoa; Chordata; Mammalia; Primates; Hominidae.
GCUCUUUCGCGGUUUGAUUCUGGGGUGGGGCGGCAGCGGGAGCGCGCCUGCUUUUCCUAGGCCAGCGGGCGGUUGUCUGUGGCUCCGCGACUGGGCGCCCCGUCACGUAGGUUACACGCACAAUCACUCCCCAGGGACGGCCCGGAGUCCGUCCAGGCAGCUGCGCCCUCCCCAGACCCGGGCACCGCGGAGGCUGGAGCCGCAAUGGUGCUGAUCGAGGGCGGGAGACGGAGCUGACCAGGGGCCGGAGGGGCUGAGAAGAGCCUGCCCAAGUCUGGGCCAAGCACGAAGCCCUUUCCCACCCGUCGGGCUCCUGGUUCCCGCCAGCCGAUUUCCAGCCGUCAGGGUCACGCCACUCGCUGGAAACCCUGAACUCUGUGCCCCCCAAGCCCUGGGCCCCCUGCGGGAAUGUUCAAAAAUGAGUACCAGGGAGGUGCAUUUGUUGAAAUUUUCAGUGCUCAAGGAAAAAAUCCUGGAGCAAAAUGGAAGAUCCUUGGUAGUCCAUCUGUGAUUUGGAAAGAGUUUGAUAAAGAAGUUAAAAGUUUUGUGUUUGUCCUGGAAGGCAGCAGCCAAACAAACAAAAUUCAGUUACCAAAGGAGAAUAAGCAAAGCCUUGGAUUGAUCCAGAGGUUUCUUGUACUUCAGAUUUACGUACCCCUGGGACAAGACUUCUCCACUGAAUUGCUGCAAAAUGUGAUACUCCAGCAUUCUUUUCCCAAGAGAUAUGAAGAUCUUCUGACAAUUCAAAUGAGAUUAGUGUAGACUAGAACUUCUCAAACCAUUUGAAGAACGAGAAUUACUGAUUUAGGGAACAUCAAAAGAAGAUUAUAUUUAUCAACGGUCCAUAAGGAACUAUCCUCCACCCCUCUUCAUGCAAAAAUUCCACUCUUCAUGAUCAAACGUAAAAUUUGGUGCAAUCUAUGCAUUGACUUAGUAGCAUUCACCAGUGAAAUAUUCAAGGGGGCUGUUUUCCAGUCAUUGGAUGGAAUUGUUGUCUCAGCUAACUGUAAGCUACGGAAGAUCUUCACCUUAAAAUCAAAGCCACAAGACACUGCUGAUAAGGAUGCUGUCUCUGGUGUUCCCUUUUCAACAGAUGAGCCUACAGAUAUUAUACCACGAAGCUGUCAACUAAUGACAGAUGUUCCACAUGUCACACAGCUGCUAAACAUGACUAAACUUCGCCAAACUGAAAUAAAAUUCGGAGGCCAUCCUCUAAGAUCAGCAGAAUCAGAUCAGUUCAUUAACAGAGGAACAAGUAUUACACGGAACAGUAAAAAUCAAGAUGUUUGUCAUAUCGCAUUUGGAUCCAAAGUUCUUGGGCCACCUCCACUCUCUGGCAGAAGGAAUAACAUGAAGAUAUCCAGCGAGACAGUGAGAUCCGUUGGGUCCAAAAAUAACCGAUCAUGCCAGCCGUCCACUGUAGAGAAAUGUGUUAACGGUACAGAAAUGUCAGCCUUGCUGAUACCUGAGUCUGAGGAACAAGGAAAUAAAGAAAAUAUUCACCAAAUAAAGCAGACUGUACCUAUUCAUGCAGCCAAUCUACAUAUUAUGCAUCCGCAUCCCCCUCAAGAACCAUCAGCAGAUAAGAAUAAUAACAGAAGAAGAUUACGGUUAAAAAGUACCAGCAGAGAAAGGACAGAGACACCCAGCGGUAGCCCUUCAGGAAAUAAUAGGAAUGAAGAUAAAGCAUCAACUAUCCUCACCACUGUGUCCCAACAAGGAGCAGAGCUGUUGAACUCCGGCACUCUAGGACCCCAGUCUCCUGAUCAAUCAGAUGAGUGGAUUUUUCCUGAAAAUGCUGAUCACAUUUCAUAUCUGGCAUCCAGCAGACAGUCUCUACUUCUGGGUGAUGACUCCUGCAACCCAUCACACCUGUGGCUGGAAGCCAGCAAAGAGAGUGAACAUGACCAGCAGGCAGAGGAAUCCCAGAGUGUUCCAAAGGACAUUUUCACUUUUUCAUCAAGACCACGAUCAGCACCUCAUGGAAAGACUCAGACUAUGUCCCCAGAGGAGCUCUCAUUUAUUUUGGAUCUAAAAGAGGAUAACAGUGUGACAAGCAGAGACACCCAAUCAGAGGAUGAUUUUUACGGCGGCGACAGCAGUGAAGAGGGUAACCACAGUAUCCAGGGUUCUCGAGGCCCAACAACUGGUCCUUCAGAGUUAACUCAGUUAACAUUAGAGAGCCUGCUGGGGAAGGCUGCAAAGCGGACAAGUAAGGAAUAUCUAAAGAGCGCCUACACAGAAGCAGGAGCAACAGAAAGCCAGGAUUCCUCGACGGAGCAAAUAGAUAGAAAUAACUUUCAAAUGAGUUUGUUGCCUACAACAUGCCUUUCUCCAACUGGAAGAAGGUGUGGAUCCUGUCAGAAAACUCCAGAGCCCGUAAUCAAAGCGAAGGAUCUAUCAGCCCAGCAAGUGCCAGCUUCACUAAACAAAACCUCCCUGAAAGAAAUCUCAGGGGAAAGGCUGAGCUCCAUCCCCGAAGCAUCUGAAUAUGACUGGCAAAACUAUCAGCCGAGCCAGAUGAAUGAAUCCGAGUUACAGAUGCUAGCAAGCCUACAGCGGCAACAAAAUGAAGAACUGGAGGAUGCUGGGACCUCCCAUGGCCUGAGUGCCUCCCAGGUGGACAACUGUAAUGUCAGCAUAAGUACCAGCAGUGACGACACAACCACCUGGAACUCCUGCCUGCCACCCCCUGUCAACCAGGGUCGCCACUAUCAGAAAGAAAUGAACCCACCUUCUCCUUCUAAUCCCCGAAAACCUGCAGAUGAUGUGACUUGGCUCUUGGCUCAUAAAUUCAACAGCUUAGGAGAAUUGGCAGGAAGGCAUUAUUGGGCCAUAAAUACAGAAGAUGAUAAAAUUAUGAGGGACUGGUUAAAUAUGUUGAGCCCACCAAUCGUUCCUCCCAGUCAACAGCCAGCUGAGCAGCGUCCAGAUUCCUCUGAAAGUUUGAGUGUUCAAGGUGAAGAAGACCUCAGUGUGGAAGAGGACGAGGAAGUACUGACUUUGUUGUAUGACCCUUGUCUGAACUGUUACUUUGACCCCCAAACAGGGAAAUACUAUGAGUUGGUAUAAUGCCUCCUUCCGGGGCAGAGAGCAGGCACUCCCAGCUGGAGCAGAAUAGCAGUUCAGGGUCGCUUAAGGAGUCACCACAACUUAUGUGUUGGGUGACCACAAAACCAACAGAAACUGAGAGAAACGAAUUCAUUUUGUAAAUAAUGUUCAACGUUAAGAAUACCUAUUUUCCUUUUGUAGAUGAGUAUGAUUUUGAAACUGAAGAAAUUAAUACAGAGGCAAGAUUUUAGGAGUUUGAAUUGGUUCUUGUUUGUUCUCAUUCUACAUAUAAUUUUGUUUAUUUCAGAUAAUUUUAUGUAAACAAAUUAAGAGUUAUUCAUUCAAAUUUUUUGCAGUGUUAAUCUGUAAAUGAUGGUUUGAUGUACAGAAAAUGUAUUUUUGUUUAAAAGAUGCCUGGGUACCUUUUAUUUUAUGGCAUUUGUAUUAAAAAUAAAGUAUGAUGGU